Trichobilharzia regenti is the source of this 1488-nucleotide messenger RNA. Lineage: Eukaryota; Metazoa; Platyhelminthes; Trematoda; Strigeidida; Schistosomatidae. The record is from the annotation of a GenBank genome assembly.
AUGUCAGAAAUAUCUCGGCUUAAAAAAUAUGUACAAGAAAUUCAAUCAUUCAAACAACAUGCAAAGAAUCAAACCGUAAAUACAGGAGUACAAACUAAUGAAGAUUUGAUCCCAGUAGGAGGAGGAGGAAGAGGAGAAUCAGUAAAAGCAGCAAUGAAUAAAAGAAACGGUGAUAGUGAAUUGACUACAAUUAAUAACUCUUUAUAUUCAAAUGAAAGUCUCCUGAAGCAAAUAGAAGCUCUUCAUCAAGAACGAACUAGUUUACGCUCUUGCCUCUCUCAACAACUUUCUUCUAUUCGAAAAUUGCAACAGGAGAAUUUAGCUUUAUCUGAUUUACUAACAAAUGCAGAACAAUUUAAUCGUACAAAUUUAAGUUGUGCUACAAACUUGACUUCUACACCAUCAAUCAAUUAUUUAAGUAGUAUUGAUGGUCAAUACGAAUCACUUCAUUGCUUCAAAGGAGUUAAUAAUAACAAUAUGGUCGCUGAUGAGAGAAAUAAUAAUUCUGAAGUUGAUGAAACACUCAGUCAAAUGACAAAAUCUCGUUCAAAUUCUCGAGGUGAAUUUCGUACCAGCAAUAUAAAUUCGCCAACUGUUUCUUCUACUAAUGAUGUAGCACCCUGCAAAAAUGUGAAAAUGUCUGAACUAAUGACUAUGAAUGAAAUUUUCAGAAGAAAUGGUCAAGCGAAACCAGUCGAUUCGUCGAGUAAAUUAAGCGAAGCAACACGUAAACCAGUACCACCUCUACGUUUAUCUGCUUCACCAUCUCCCUCAGCUUUAGUGAAAGUUGCAGAUAGUAAUCAGAAUUCAUCAAAUGGGAAUGAGAUGACCAAUUUACAUCAAUCUGAAAAUGUUACUAGUUACGAACGUGUUUUAUCAACAAAAACACCACCACCACCAUCGGUGACUGAAACACAGAACCUUUUCAACACCAAUAAAUUAUCUGCUGGUGCACUACAAAACACAUAUCGAUUGAACAGUUCGGAGGAUUCAAAUACCCAAUCAAUAAGAAUUGUGGCUACAACUGUUCCACAUUUUUCUGUAACCAGUAAACACAACACAUCUUUUAUUGAUUUACAUUCUCAGAGUUAUCAAUUAAACAAUGGAGCAAAUUUGUCUCAAUUAUCAAAUGAAGAGACUUCACUGAAUCAUUGUCCAUACAAUUCAACAAUUCUAAAAUCUUUGCAAUCAUCGACACAAUCAACUUCUCCAUCACUCUCUCAUGGAUUGUAUUCAUCAAAUUUCAACAAUUCAAAAGUCAAUCAUACCAAUUUACACACCGGAAUAGGUGAUGAUGGUAAUCACGAAAAAGUUGAAGAAGAAAAUGAAGAAUACGACAAUGACGGUGAAGAAGAUACAGAGGUGUAUAAUUUAGCCGCCAAAUUCUUAGCAGAUGAACAAAAGCAUUCAGCAUUAUUAGAAGAACAAAUUGAUGCACAUUUAAAAGAUUUAAAGGAGUAUGCUGCCACUUUAAACGGAUUCUGUUAG